UUUUUGACAAUUUCAAAUAUUCAACAAAUUAAUUUAGUAUAGAUACCUCUCGACUCGAGCACAUUUAAAAUUCUACGUAUAAUAACCAACAAUAAAAUCAGGCAAUGUAUUAGUGGGAAAAACUCAAUUCUUAUGUUGACCCGAAAAGAAAAUGCAAUCAAAAUUUGCGCCCUCCGAGAGGCCGGGUCAACAAUCGCGGUAUUCCAUCAUAACAGAAAGUUACACACGGCCCCAGCGUGGAGUGUUCCGCCAACCACGUCAACAGUACGAAGUGUACCACAAAGCAGCAAAUUCCCUCUGUAAAGUUAGUGAUUUUGACUCUCCGAUAAACCCACUGACGGAUGCAGUAGCUGCUCGAAAAAAUGCCAAACUCUACAGCCCCAAUAACAUGUAUGAUCGGAAACCACCCGUCACCAAAAUGAUCCAACGUAUGCUCUUAAUACAUGAUACUCUUCGCAGCAACCAGAUUCAACAGGCGAGACAACGCAAGUUGAGACAUCGAAGAGUAAGAGACUACAUCAAUCUAUCAGAUAUCACCAUUGAUGGUGAAAUACCUUCCGAUGGUAUCCUGGUAGAGAAAAUAAUGAAUUCAGGGCUUGUUAAUGAGAAACCCUCGAAAGCAAAUCAAAAGAAACAUAAAGACUGCCCAGAUGGUAAAAAACGUGUGAAAAGAGUAACCAGGGGAAUACAAUGUAAUGGAAUAAGGACCAUUGAGGCUGAAGUCCAACAUGACAUUAUUAUGGCAGACUCCCAGGCACAGUAUGAUCAAACAAUUGCAUCCAUGUCGCAGAGACAUCUCGGAACGCAAACAAUUCGCCAACCGGAUAUUAAAAAACUUACAAAAGAAGAAAUCCUGGAUCUUUUAAGAGCAACCUACACAACUGUUGAUGUAGGUAUCGGAGUCAACUAUAAAUCACACCAUGUGUCCCAUGCAAAGGUACCUCCUGCUCGAUCAGCGGUAAAACAAUCAUCACAUCUACCCCCACCACCACCAGCUCAGAAGGAGUCAUCACGCUUCAAACUCAGUAAGAGCAAACAACCUUCUCUGAAAACCACCUCAGUCCGCGACAUGUACAACAAGAAAUUGAUGAAGCUGCGUUUGUGUGGCAGCAAAAUUCCCACUAAAGACAUAUUCCAGGACGCUAUCGACCACAGCGACCCACGAUCUGACAGUGCGGCAUCGUUAACGCCUAGCUCAGACCCGCAGGACGAUGAUCCGUAUACCAUGGACAAGCAUGAAGUGCAUUCGUCUGAAGUCCUUUUGAAGCAGCACGCCAAGAGCACGCCGCAUAUCUCGCGGAUACCGAGGAUCAUCAUCAGUAAACUGCUGAGCAAUAAUGGUUCCAAUUCAAGAGACAUACAAGCGAAAUAAAUAAAGAAGAGAAGAAUGUUGGAACAAAGGAGAAAAUGGCGGAUAUAUUGGUAGGAACUCGGCAUUUUGUAGAAAAUGCGAUGGCGGUGCUCUUGGUGCAGCCAUGUGCUGCGGUAUCAUCGAGAUUGGCGCAGUUGACGCAUUUGAAUUUCAAUCGAGCACGCAGGGAGCGAUGGCUCGUGCGGUUGAAUACAUUUCGGCCACUUUAGCACCUGAUCCAUUAUGCUACCUACCACUCGAGCGGAGAAGAGUGCACAUGGCUGUGCGCAUGAAUCGUUUCCCAAAAUAAUGUCGAUAUUUCCAAAUGAUCAUCUUAUUUAAAACGAAUGUGCUGUCAGAUCAAUAAAAAUAUGAUAACUUAAAACAAAA
Messenger RNA from Dalotia coriaria, 1741 nucleotides. RefSeq lists its product as uncharacterized. The transcript is spliced from 2 exons. Lineage: Eukaryota; Metazoa; Arthropoda; Insecta; Coleoptera; Staphylinidae. The record is from RefSeq and is a predicted model, not a curated record. Bases 152 to 1372 code for a protein of 406 amino acids.